AUGGAAAAAACAAAAAUAGAGGCCCUCUUCAUCUACGAUGAGGACGUAAAAAAGGCCGACAAGUCCGUUACAGAUGAGGAGCUACAGGCAGAGAAGGUGAUUUACUACUACCCAAACGAAACAGACGAACAGGUCAAAGUAACGCACACAAGCACCAUGGAAGGUGUCUCUGCCUUCCUCUCCCAGUUCAGCAAAUCACACAUGGACCAUAUAAUAACAAAAGAAAAUUUAAUCGUCAUCCACAAAUGGUACAAACAUAUAUUCGUAACGGUCUUCGUGAAGAAUGUUUACAAAAAUGAUAAAAUGGAACUCCUCAUGUGCAAGUUGCUGCACUCAGUUUUGGACAACUUCAUCUCCACCUUCACACUGCUCCACGGACACAUUCGAACCUUCCUGAAGUAUAAGAAGAGCAAAACAACAGGAAAUAUGAACAGAAAAACGAGCCUCCAGACGCUCUUGGAUGACUAUGUCUUUACAUACGUAAACACAAUUAACAAUCAGUGUGUCAGCAUUCACGACGGCCUACAAAGCUUUCAUUUCUUCCCAGUGGAAAAGCAUACCUACGUUACUGUGCAGAACCUCAUUUCGUCACUUAUACUAGGACAUAAGCAAAUAAAGCAUGGAUGCCUACUUUACGAAGGGCACUUGAUAUACUCGAGCCUUGAAAUGAGCGACACAAAGAUGAUAUACAAUUAUUUGGUGUCCUACGGGGGAACGGUAAACAAUUUAAAGUUAAAUCAGCACCCGUUUAGGAAAAUUGCAUCUUCCGCUGCCAUCAACGCAAAUGGAGGCUUGUCCAGCUUUGCCCGGUGCAAUACACUCGACGAGAAAAAUGCCUUUCUCCUGGGGAUCAAGAAAUCUUCAAUCUUCAUGCCAGUGGUGACCCUCGGUGCAGAGAAGAAGUACAAACUCAUGGCAUUGGUCUACAAAGGUAUCCUCCUCGUACUGCUCAUCAAGGGGAGCACCAUUAGGGAUGAAGACUUUGACAUUUUAAUCGAUGUGCAAAACAAAUGCACGAAUGAAAACUCCAGUAGCAUAUACAGCUUGUCCAAGCUGAACGAGAUCCUCUCCCUGCAGUUUAAAAAGUACCUAAAUCAGGAUGACCCAGUCAGAUACUUAUAUUACAACAAUUUUAGCAAUUCCAUUAAGUACUCUAUUAACAACAAGAAAAUAAAUCAUGAGGAUCUUUUCCUAGUUGCCGAUUUCCACUUCCUACUGCUCGAUUCAGAAAUUAAGAAAAACAAAAUAAAGUUAAACAAGAGGGGGUCUGCCAUGGCAAAGGAAAAGGAACAUUUAUCAAAGGAACUCUUCAAUUUUGAGAAUCAGUGCAUUUAUAAAGAUGCCUCGAAAGAUGGGCUGCCGCUAGAGGGGGGUAGUAAUAAACUGACUGGGAAGGCUUCCUUCGCAAAAGAAACUCUAAGGGGGGAAAAUCAAACGGAAAGUUCCCCUUCACAUUGUGGGCAUCAUGCACAGGAUGGUAAAGGGGGGAACAUCAAUGACGUGGACAAUCAACAGGUGACAGCAUCCCUCCUCAUGGAGAAUCCACAAGUAAGCGGCGAUCAUGCCCUUAAUAGUGGCCCUCUAACCAUUGAGCAAAAAGGCGAAAGGAAUGACCACCCUGUCGAAAAGGAUAGCUUAAAAAAGUGCCAGCCUAUUACAAGCGAAACAGAAAGAGCGCACCCCGCAGCAGGUGGUAAUCCUCCAGAGGGGGAGAAAAAAAAAAAACUCAAAUUAGUCUACAACGAGGAAUUACAGAGGAAGCUCUUUGAAGAUACUAGUGAUGAUGUAAUAAUUGAGAAAAUAUUUUACAAAGACGCAAGUGGACCUUGGAUUUUUGCCAAGAAGACCCUCCAGAGGGAACUUUUUAUUUUCCCCGACGACUCGAAGAUUUCCCUCUCCAAGGCGCAGCACGAUGUCAGCCACUUAAUGGAGCUCAAUUUUGCAAACAUAUACGUUUAG
Plasmodium inui San Antonio 1 is the source of this 1959-nucleotide messenger RNA. RefSeq lists its product as hypothetical. The transcript has 8 exons. NCBI's taxonomy places the organism in Eukaryota, Apicomplexa, Aconoidasida, Haemosporida, Plasmodiidae. The coding region runs from base 1 to 1959 and encodes 652 amino acids. Gene Ontology annotation, cellular component: Mon1-Ccz1 complex; intracellular membrane-bounded organelle. Gene Ontology annotation, biological process: vesicle-mediated transport. The record is from RefSeq and is a predicted model, not a curated record.